Messenger RNA from Linum trigynum, 2637 nucleotides. NCBI's taxonomy places the organism in Eukaryota, Viridiplantae, Streptophyta, Magnoliopsida, Malpighiales, Linaceae. The record is from the annotation of a GenBank genome assembly.
AACGAAACAAAAUACGCAUCAAUGCGGCAUGAAACAAAAAAAAAAAAAACAAAAAAGAAACUGAAGAAGUCCCCAAAAAAGAAAGACGUUUGUUAGAUUGACAUCAUUAACAUGAAAGAAGCCUCCCACGAUUUGAGCUUUCAAACUCUCUAUUCUAGCCCUUUCCCCCUCUCCCCGUCUUCCAAAUACCCAGAAAAGGAAAAAAGAUCCAAGAUCAGAGAGAAAAAGGGUAUUGGGGGGCUCGAGCUCGACCAUUCAACGACAAAAUGGGGAAGAAGGACAAGAUGGCAGAGUACUCCAACGCCGAAGACAACAUCAAUGACAACAAGGGUAGCUAUAACUACCGGAUGUUCAGCUUCUUCAAUCGGAAGUUCAAAAUCACGGAGCUCGAGCCGUCGGCCGACGUCCAAAACCUCUUCGCCCAAUAUUCGGAGGGCCAUCACGAGAUGACCGUCGAUCAGUUUCGUAGCUUCCUUGCGGGUCACCAAAGCGAGCCCAAUUGCACGCUCGAGGAAGCCGAGAGGCUCGUGGCCGAAGUCCUUCACCGGAGGCACCAUUUGACGAGGUACGCGAGGAAUGGCCUCAAUCUCGACGACUUCUUCCAUCUCUUGCUCUCCGACGACCUCAAUGGACCUAUCAACAAACAGGUGCACCAUGACAUAUGUGAGCCAUUGUCACAUUAUUUCAUAUAUACAGGCCAUAAUUCCUACCUAACUGGGAAUCAACUCAGUAGUGAUUGCAGCGAGGUCCCCAUUGUAAGAGCUUUACAAAGAGGGGUUAGGGUGAUUGAGCUAGAUUUAUGGCCUAAUUCGUCUAAGGAUGAGGUCCUUGUUCUUCACGGAAGGACCUUGACCACGCCUGUGUCGCUCUUCAAAUGCUUGAAGUCAAUACGAGACUACGCAUUCGUUCGCUCUCCUUAUCCGGUCAUCAUCACGUUGGAAGAUCACCUUACGCCAGAGCUUCAGGAGAAAGUUGCAGAGAUGCUGGUUCAAAUUUUUGGGGACAUGUUGUAUUACCCGGAGUCAGAUAGCUUGAUUCAGUUUCCUUCACCAGAGCUACUGAAAUAUCGAGUCAUGAUCUCGACCAAACCACCAAAAGAGUAUCUUGAAUCGAGUGGCAUCAAACAAAAGGGAACUCCACGAGAUAAUGGGUCUGAGGAUGAUGAUGAUGACGAAGAUGGGAUUGGAACUUCCGAAACAGAAGCCAAUUGUGAGAGGCCGAGCAGCAGUGAGCAAGAAGAUGAAGAUCCGAGUGACUGCAGAAAAUCAGGGCAACUAAAUUCUCCAGGGUACAAGAGGCUUAUUACCAUUCAUGCUGGGAAACCAAAGGGUGCCUUAAAAGAUGCAUUGCAGCCUGCAGCUGAAAAAGUUAGACGACUUAGUUUGAGCGAGCAGGAGCUUGAGAAGGCUGCCACUACUAAUGGAACCUAUGUAGUUAGAUUUACGCAAAAGAAUAUAUUGAGAGUUUAUCCAAAGGGAACACGAAUCACAUCCUCAAAUUACAAACCGAUGGUGGGAUGGAUGCAUGGGGCACAAAUGAUAGCAUUCAACAUGCAGGGAUAUGGGAAAUCACUUUGGUUGAUGCAUGGGAUGUUUAAGGCUAAUGGAGGAUGUGGGUACGUGAAAAAGCCUGAUUUGUUAAUGAAGAAAGGCAUCAAUAGUGAGGUUUUCGAUCCUAAGAAAAAAUUGUUAGUGCAGAAACGAUUAAAGGUGAAGGUGUAUUUGGGUGAUGGAUGGCGCUUGGACUUUAGCCACACACACUUUGAUGCUUAUUCACCACCAGACUUCUACACUAAGAUUUACAUUGUUGGUGCAGCAGCUGAUUCGACACGAAAGAAAACGAGGAUCAUCGAGGACAAUUGGUCGCCCGUAUGGAACGAAGAGUUCACGUUCCCAUUGACGCUUUCAGAGCUAGCUCUGCUCCGAAUCGAGGUUCGGGAAUAUGACAUGUCCGAGAAAGAUGAUUUUGGUGGGCAGACAUGUUUGCCCGUCUCCGAGCUAAGACAAGGGAUCCGAUCAGUCCAUCUUCACGAUGAGAAAGGCGAGAAGCUGAAGAAUGUGAAGCUUUUGAUGGGGUUUGAGCUUUUAUAGAACUAAUGUACGCAUGUCUGUAAUCGUGGAGCAUUAUACCAAGUAGCUAGUUAGACAGCUAAAGCACUUGAUCAGAGUUUGUAGUCGUAGAAGACAAGUAAUACUUACAGUUGAUGUAACACCCCAUCCAUAAUCUCUAUGGUUGAACCCGUGGUUCAACCGCGCAGCCAAAUCCUAGGUGUUACUAGUUGAACACAAUCAUCUCAAACAUCAUAUCCGAUUAUUAAACACCAACAUAAACUGUUAUCAUACAAACUCAUUAUUCGAACCCUAAUCCACUUAUUGAAUUUUACAAAAUGUGAGUUUAUUAUUCAAAACACUCAAAGCAGAAAUCCUAGGUGACCAUGACAGAACAGUGUUCCAAACUACCUCAUGAUGGUAGUAGAGGAGGAUAGGGCAGCCUCAGUAGCCCGAUCCUAAUUGCAUCUGCGAGACUGAAAACAUACGUGGGACAACAACUAAGUUGUGUGUGUGGAUAUUUCCCACGACCUAAUUUUGUGACCGCAAUCAGCUAAUCAAACAAUCAUAAUCAAUCGUAAUUUAGUAC